GAGGAGUGGCGUUCUCUCUAUUUCCCUCCUCUUUCAGUUCAGACACACGCGUCUUCUUUAUUUUCUACGUUCAUGCCAACACACUCUCGUUUUUCAUAAAGCUCUCUUCUUUUUUCUCUUCAUUAAUCUUUUAUCAACUCACUAUUCUCCUCAAGCUAUGAUUAUAAUCCUCAGGUUUCUUUGCAAUUCAGUACACAGAGACAGUUAUGUUUGUAUAUAAAACAUAGAGUAUACAACUCUCCAGAAGAUAAGCAAAUCUUGAAUAAUUCAUUAUUUAAUUCUUUCUUUUUGAGAAGAUUUGCAGCUUUUUUUAAUUCAAAGAUCUUCUGUGAAACGGUUUAUUUUUUACUGUUUAGUUUUCUUUAUUAAAUAAACAAAACCUGUAGUACUUGAUGGCUUCGGCAGACCUUGAUUCCUCCUGGCUAUCUGCAGCCAGUGAAUCAGUUGGUGGAUAUUUCAAUAUACAUAUGGUGGAAGUGAAUUCCGGCAAUGUUUUAUGUCUGCCAGAAUCUACCACCGCUUCUGUAUCUUAUAGUAAUACAAUACCGAAACCACCUCCUUUUCCUGAUAAAACACUUUUAAGAGCCAAUAACAGCAAAAAGAUUUCAGCAUGUUUCUCUGUUCCGAAGGAGAUAAGAGACACAUGGGAUAGGCUCUUCACGGAAGGAUAUGGUGCUGAUGUUUAUAUCAUUACAGAUGGAAACUCAUAUAUUCCGGCUCAUUUCAAUGUUUUGAGUUGUGUGUCACCCGUUCUUCGGAAUCUUCUCGAGCAAUCAAAAGUUAAGAACGGAAUAAGAUACAUCAAAAUCCGUGGUGUACCUUCUGAAGCUGUCUAUGCUUUCACUCAAUAUCUGUACUCAUCCUGCUUUGAAGAGGAAAAAAUGAAGAAGUUUGCUCUCCACUUGUUGGUUUUGUCGCAUGCAUACUCAAUUCCGUCACUGAAAAGAAUUUCCCAACGUCUCCUGGAGCGGGGCUUGCUGUCCAAAGAAAAUGUGAUAGAUGUACUUCAGUUAGCAAGGAACUGUGAUGCGCCACGGCUUUCCUUUAUCUGCGUUCGUAUGGUUGUGAAUGACUUCAAAUCUAUUUCAUCAACUGAAGGUUGGAAGGUUAUGAAGCGUGCUAAUCCUGCCCUUGAACAAGAGCUCCUGGAGUUUGUUGUUGAAGCAGACACGCGAAAAACAGAGAGGGCGAGAAAAAUGGAAGAGAAGAAAGUGUACUCACAACUCUACGAGGCAAUGGAGGCACUUCUUCAUAUAUGCAAGGACGGGUGCAGGACAAUUGGUCCUCGGGACAAAGUGCUGAAAGGAACCCAUGUAAGAUGCAAUUUUCCUGCAUGCAAAGGGCUAGAGAAUCUAGUCCGUCAUUUCUCGAAUUGUAAGACUCGAGUUCCUGGUGGAUGUGUUCACUGCAAACGCAUGUGGCAGCUUCUUGAACUGCACUCACGGUUGUGUAACGAGCCAGAUUCUUGCAAGGUUCCCCUUUGUAGGCAUUUCAAGGAUAAAAUGCAGCAGCAAACCAAGAAAGAUGAAGUUAGAUGGAAACUGUUGGUAGCCAAAGUAGUAGCAGCCAAGUUCCAUUCACAGUUAGGCAUGCCAGUUUUGUUACAAUAACCAUUACAGGGACAAAAGUUUGCAGUUCAAAUGUAAAACAACAUUUCUGUUACUAUGAGCAACACUUCUCAUUUUCAAUAAUAAUUUUCAACAUCAAGGUUGAAUUUGGAGU
Molecule: messenger RNA, 1722 nt
Organism: Mercurialis annua (annual mercury)
Lineage: Eukaryota; Viridiplantae; Streptophyta; Magnoliopsida; Malpighiales; Euphorbiaceae
Product: BTB/POZ and TAZ domain-containing protein 3
Exons: 7
Coding region: 393-1610 (405 amino acids)
Molecular function (GO): protein binding
Source: RefSeq, a predicted model, not a curated record